This is a messenger RNA of Neodiprion fabricii, 1614 nucleotides long. RefSeq lists its product as uncharacterized. The coding region runs from base 1 to 1614 and encodes 537 amino acids. The record is from RefSeq and is a predicted model, not a curated record. NCBI's taxonomy places the organism in Eukaryota, Metazoa, Arthropoda, Insecta, Hymenoptera, Diprionidae. The transcript has a single exon.
AUGUCCACCUACGAAGCCAUGAAACACAUGGAGGUGGCAGAACAACCCAAGCCGACGAGCAACGUCUGCUACCUUCCUCAUCACGGAGUGUGGCGAGAGUCCAGCACCACUACACCGCUUCGAAGAGUGUUCAACGGAUCCUGCCUAACUCACCAAGGAAUCUCCCUCAACCAUUUCCUGCUAAAAGGGGAGAAUCUGCUGCCAGCUCUAUCUGACGUCUUGCUCAGAUGGAGAACCCAUCGCUUUGUCAUCGCUGCUGACAUCGAGAAAAUGUACAGACAGAUUCUCGUACACCCAGAUGACAGAGACCUCCAAAGAAUAUUGUGGAAAACCGAGGAAGAUCAAGACCCACGCGAAUAUCGACUCAACACCGUGACGUACGGUCUCGCUUGCGCUCCCUUUCUAGCCAUCAGGACCAUCCGACAACUGGCUCACGACGAGCAGGCGAAUUUCCCACUUGGAGCAUCUAUUCUUCAACGAGAUAUCUACGUUGACGACAUCCUUACUGGAGCAGAUAAUCAAACGCAACUGCUCAAUCUGCAAAAGGAACUUCGAGAGAUAUGCAUGGCGGGCGGAUUUCCACUCAAGAAAUGGAUGUCAAACGACUCCACUCUGCUCACACACAUUCCAGAGUCAGAUCGUUUGGUAAAGGGCAACAUGUCUUGGGCUCCUACAGAGGAAACUCACUCCACUCUAGGGCUUCAAUGGAGCCAGCAAUCAGACACCUUCCUGUUCACCGUCCAACCAACCACCGCCAAAGCUAUUACGAAGCGAUCAAUUUUAUCUCAGGCAGCUCAACUCUUUGAUCCAUUAGGAUGGCUCACACCCGUAACAACCCGAGCAAAAAUCACCAUUCAGUCGACAUGGUUGAUCAACGCCAAGUGGGAUGAUCCUCUUCCUCAACACAUUUCACAAGACUGGAGGGAGUUUCACGACCAAUGGACAACACUCUCCAGCAUUCGCAUUCCUCGCUGGCUAAUUCGGACCAACAAAAUAGAACUCCAUGGGUUCUCAGACGCCUCCGAACAAGCCUACGCGGCCGUCCUCUACUUGCGAGCUCUCCAGGAAAACGGCCGGAGCGAAACAUCAUUGAUAGCUGCAAAGAGUAAGGUCGCACCACUAAAACAGGUGUCACUUCCUCGACUGGAACUUUGUGCGGCACAUCUCCUCGCUAAGUUGGCUCACCACACACUCAGGCUGACCAACUGGAAUAACAUCACUACAUACUUGUGGACAGACUCCACUGUCACGCUGGGCUGGAUCCAGGCACCUCCACGAAGAUGGAAGACAUACGUAGCAAACCGAGUCGCUGAGAUCCAAACAUUGCUUCCAGAAGCCAAAUGGAAUCACAUCCCGAGUCAGCACAACCCAGCGGAUUGCGCAUCACGAGGGCUCUCACCACGGGACCUACUCACACACCAACUUUGGUGGAAGGGACCAGAGUUUCUCUCCAAUGAUGAGAAACCUCCACGGAGUAAUCUCCAGACAGAUCUCACCAAUCUUCCAGAAGGGAGGUCAACAGCCCAUGCAGCAACAGCCAGAGAACCACCAACUGAACCUGAGAUGCUCAGUCUAUUCUCCAGCUACAGCAAGCUGCUCAGAAUCACCGCUUGA